AUGCCGCCCAAAAGCAAGGCAAAGCGUGCAGCUACAGCGGAGACACCUGCCGUUCCUGAGUACAGGAACCCCAAUGUUGAAUGGCAUGCGCAACUGGAAGAGUGCUUGGACGUGUUGCGUGGCCACUAUGGGGAUCUCUCAGCCAUGGAGCCCAUGGAGCUUACAGAAGGGGCUCUCAAUGAGCCUAUCAAUGAGAAGGUUCUGCUUGAGAGGAUGUCAGAUUCGACAAGUUCAGUGUUGCUCAGCGGUGGUGUGAAUUUGUUGUGGUGCAGUCCGCUGGCAACUCAAACCCCCAAUGUGAAAAUCAACGUCAGUGCUGUCAUCUCACAGGCAAAGAACCAAUGGUCUGGAGGACGAGUCAGCCCAUUGCUUGAACCUGUGGAUUUCAUCCGCACAGACUCUGGUGCCUAUGAAAGGGUUUCUCCGGAGGAACCAAUUCAGGGUUUGAUCUACCACAUUGCAUCCAGGAUCAGAGAGGGAGCCCCAGAGGCGGAACUUGCCCAGUGGAAGGCCAUCGUUUUGAGUUCGCAGGGGCGGAUCUUGAAGCUUGACGGCUUUGACGACAAGUACUUUCACGCCAUCUCAAGAAGGCGCCGGACUGGGGAUGCAGCGAAGGCAGUAACCCACCUGGCAAGCCAGAUUUGUGCCGACAUUUGGCUGUUCAAAAAAAGAAAGGAGAGCAUGCUCAACAAAACAAUGACCAAUGCCGAGAUUGCAGCGCUGUACUUGGACAACAUGGCGGACACCGUCAACGACGAGGAGCCCCGGUCUGACGAAGCAACCAUACAGAGAGCCUGCAUUGUGUACGAAAAGGUCCUAGCCAAUGAUGUUGUGGCCAAUUGCAUUCAAUGGUCUGAGAAAGAGUUUGGGGCUGCCUCACCCUGGAAUUCAAUUGCCAAACUCAACGACAUCCAGGCAAAGUGCAAACAAACAGCCAAAUUGGAGUUCUUCUUUGAGACAGUCACAGAGGCGAUCCGCAUGGGGCACAUUGAAUGCGGUGAUCUUUCGGCCUCGAAGCUCAAGAAGAACAUGCUGGACAUUGUGCUAAUGAAGAAGCAGCUCAAGGACUACUUGACCGGCAGAUGGUUGGACUCACGCCAGUUUGAUUCCGACCACAAGGCGGCAGCAAGGAAAAUCUUUGCUUCUGCGAGCAGCUACAGAGAGAAGUUCGUUGACAGCGAACGGACGUGGAUGUCGCAGUGGCCUCCAUCAGCAAGCAAGAUGAUGGACCUGUUCGAGUACUGCUACACAUUUGACAGCAGCGAACUUCCGCAAGUCAAAGCUGCCAUCAAGGCUGGCAAGACCGCGCAAGAAAUGAUCGAAGAAUACCAGCCAUACAAAACGAUGAUUGAGGAAAUCAACCAAGCACUCACCACUGAGUCAACAUUGCUGGAUGUGACCCACACGGAAGAAGCAGCCCCUGCACAAGCGGCUACAGAACCAGCCCCUGCAGAUGCAACGCAGCCGCUGACCGUGCAUGAUGAGGGCGUGAAGCUCCAUGAGGUGGAUGAUGGCUGGUUGUCGCUUUGCGAGCGAACCAUCGCAAAGCACUGUUGCCUAAUCGUUGACAAGGGCAUGUCACAAUCACAGUUGGUCAAUGCAUUGGAGAAAUUCUCGCUAUCAACAGUGAGGGGGAACACUUCAGGAAAUUGCCUGAUUGUGUUUGACGCGAAUGUCUUCGGGGAGGCCAUUACUGCACCUCACAUCCGCCGAGCUCCGCUCCAGUCGACAGCAGUAACAAAGGUGUUCAAGGCCAUUUCCAAGGUGAGGGAAGUUGAUCAGCCAGGCCUCCUACCCCCAGGAGACAUAUUGGUGAUCAUUGACGGAGGACGCAAGAGCGUGGGGACUCUCCUCAACUUGUUUGGGAUGCACAAGGAUCGCAAAGCCUUUGAUAAAGGCCGCAAAGAAAAGGAUGGGAAGACUCUUUACAGGCAGAUCACCCUCACGUUCACUGAGGACAGCGUUGAGCGCAGAAAAUUCAGGAAGAAGACCAAAAGCUCAUACCUGGAAUGCAGCCAGGUGGCACACGUUUACUACAAUGGGGGCUCGACCAUUGUGCCCAAAAAGAAUGUGCACUUUGCCGGGACCAACAUGGGAGAUGUUCUUGGCCCGAUCGAUUUGCCUGCUCUUCAGAAUCUUCCAAAGUUGAAAGUCAAGGACAAGAAGGAGUUCUGGGGUACUCGCCGCCGUGCGGUGGGAGGCAAGACCGGGUCAGAUUCUGAUUCAGAGGGGUCUGAAUCAGAAGGUGAGGAUGAGGAGGCCGAGGCGGCCACGACCAUCGGCGACUUGACAACUCUGCCAGGUGUUGGGGCUGGACGAGGGGCGAAAGGUUUGAGCGAUGAGAUUGUCCAGCCCGUGAGCUAUCAUCAGCUUCCAUCAACUGUGAUGGAAAGCUUCAUGCACAGCUAUUCAGCCAUCAACACCAUUGAUAUGACUCCUGGAACCGGAGAUGCCGCAAUCAGCGCAGUGUUGAUGAAUUCGGGCUAUGUUGGCGUAUGCCACAGUGAAGCACAGAAGGAAUUCAUCUUGGUUCGGCUCAAGAAGGUUCUGCUGGAAGCUAUGAAGGAUCCUCGGAGCAAGGUGUACGCUCCAGCGUAUGCCAGCCAGAUGGAACAGCAGAAUGAGGCCAAGCGCCAGGCAGAGACAAAGGAUCCGAACCCUGCUGCAAAGAGCAAGGCCAAGACUGCGCCCAAGCCGAUCAAGCCCCCUGCCAAGGACGACCCGAACACCGAUCCUCAGGCAAAAGUCAAGUCGCAGCCGGCCGAUCUUUCCGAGAAGUUGAAGGAGCUGCUGGCCAAGAGCAAAGGAGCGGGAGCCGGAGGCCCUGAUGCGGCCUGA
This is a messenger RNA of Durusdinium trenchii, 2838 nucleotides long. Lineage: Eukaryota; Dinophyceae; Suessiales; Symbiodiniaceae. The record is from the annotation of a GenBank genome assembly.